AUGGUGGAUAUGCAAGAUUGGAUGGCUAAAAGUUUUUGGAGGAAUAAUAAUAUUGGUUAUUCUUUCUCAAAUUCGGUGGGUAGGUCGGGAGGGCUAUUAACGUUAUGGAAGAAUGAGAAUUUGGAGGUGGUGUCUAGUUUCAAAGGUGAGGGAUAUCUCGGUAUCAAGUUUAUGAAAUCCAAUAGGUUUUUUUACUUGGUUAAUAUUUAUUCAUCGUGUGAGUUGCCUAAGAAGAGAGAUUUGUGGAGGAGGAUUUUGGAGUUGAAGGAGGCGCAUAAGGAUGGAGAAUGGAUUUUAGGGGGAGACUUUAAUGCUACAAAGAAUCGUUCGGAGAGAAGAGGUAGAGGUAUGAAUUCUAAUUCUAGUGUAAAUUCCGUUGAGAUGAAUGAAUUUGUGGAAUUUAUUGACGAGAGUUUGUUGGUGUAUGUUCCUUGCAAAGGAAAGAAGUUCACAUGGUAUAACAGAGGGGGAAACUCGAUGAGUAGGAUUGAUAGAUUUCUCCUUUCGGAGAAUGUCAGGAACGAUUGGGGAGUGGUGGGGCAAUUUGUGGGUAACCGUGAUAUUUCCGACCAUUGCCCUAUAUGGUUAGAAGUUGAUAAUAAUGAUUGGGGUCCAAAACCGUUCAAAUUUAACAAUGAAUGGUUUUCUUUAGCUUCGUUUUAUCCCUUUGUUGAAAAGGAGUGGAAUGAUAUUAAGGUGGAAGGGAGAGGAGAUUAUGUUUUGAAAGAGAAACUUUUCCGUUUGAAGAAUAGAUUAAAGUGGUGGAAUAAAGAGGUGUUUGGCAAGAUUGAGUUGGAAAUAGAGGAAGGAGUGAGAGACAUUAAUUUUGGUGAUGAUAGGUUGGAAGUGGAAGCGGAAGAUCUUCACCCCGAAAUAAUUAAAGGGAGAAAGGAGGCAACUAGUAGAUUUUGGACAAGGUUGAGAAUCAAAGAGAAUAUGAUUGUUCAAAAAUCUAGAUUGAGAUGGCUUAAGGAGGGGGAUUCCAAUAGCGGCCUUUUUAGCUUUGAUUCCGAAAGGUUCAAGUCCGUUAUGUUUGGAUGA
This is a messenger RNA of Vicia villosa (hairy vetch), 1041 nucleotides long. RefSeq lists its product as uncharacterized. The transcript has a single exon. Lineage: Eukaryota; Viridiplantae; Streptophyta; Magnoliopsida; Fabales; Fabaceae. The record is from RefSeq and is a predicted model, not a curated record. The coding region runs from base 1 to 1041 and encodes 346 amino acids. Gene Ontology annotation, molecular function: catalytic activity.